CGUUAUCGUGCUUAGUCAUGCAGAGAAGUCUCUGUCUGAGCAGAUUGCUAUGGUGCGAACAAGUGCGAUAAAGCUUCACAGUGAUGCUUUCUCUUACCUCCACCCUCAAACGCACACAACCUCUGAGGAACAUCAUCACCAUUGCGAUGUCAGAUUCCAAGAGGAAUCCCGCCAGAAGGCACCCAUAUCGUGGCAAGAAGCAGAUGACCACCAAUGCUGCUCCUCGCCGCGAUCCAGCACCACCACCGCGUGUAGCAACGCCUCCCCUUACGGCUCCUAUUCCUCUCGAUACCCCACGAUUCGCAGAUCUUGCAAAGGAGAACAUCAUCCACCCCAUCAUGCUCCAGACCAUCACGGAAGAUCUUAAAUUCGACCAUAUGAUGCCCGUUCAGGCCGCAACUCUGCACGACCUCCUAGCUCUCCGCAUUGACUGCCUGGCUCAAGCAAAGACCGGAACCGGCAAGACGAUUGCCUUCCUGCUCCCCGCGAUCCAGACUCUCAUCAACAAGAACCGCAGGCCAGGCUCUGGCAUUUCGCUCCUAGUCAUCUCGCCCACGCGCGAGUUGGCGAUGCAGAUUGCGAAGGAAGCUACGGCCCUGUUGCAGCGACUUCCUCAAUAUAAGAUCUGCUUUGCGAUUGGAGGCACGAACAAGAGUAGCGAGGAGAAGAAUAUCCUUAACGGAUGUGAGAUCUUGAUUGCAACUCCUGGCCGAUUGUUGGAUCACCUUGGCAAUGAGCAAAUCAGGGAUUCCUUCAGCACCCUCGACACCUUGGUUCUGGAUGAGGCUGAUAGAUUACUUGAUAUGGGAUUUAUGAACGCAUUGAAAGAGAUCAUUGGGUGCCUGCCUGACAAGAAAGCUACCAAUCGACAAGGGAUGCUCUUCUCCGCGACCAUCGCGCCGCAUGUCGAGAAAGUCGCUCACUUGGUCCUCUCCCCGAACUACAAGUUUAUCUCCACGAUCCCAGAAGGGGAAUUGAAUACCCACGAACGAGUACCUCAGCAACUCAUCGUCGCCCCCACGUUCUCUGACAUCCCCGCCGCAAUGGUAGGAGCCGUUCACUCCGAGCUCUCCCUCGUCUCCGCUCCCCUUUUCAAAGCCAUCAUCUUCGCUCCCACAGCCGCGCUAGCCGACUUCUACGGUGAAAUCCUCGCCUCUCUCCCUGGCCUACCCCAGGUCUCCAUUCUGCAUUCACGCGUCAGCCAGACGAAGCGUACGAAGGUGACAAAUGCCUUCCGCGACGCCGCGAACGGAAUCCUAGUCGCUACCGACGUUGUCGCCCGCGGUCUGGACUUCCCGCUCGUGACCAACGUCUUCCAAGUCGGCGUUCCGGCCGACAAGGAAUCGUACGUCCACCGACUCGGGCGAACGGCGCGCGCUGGCGCGGAAGGCCGAGGCACCUUCAUCAUCACGCAGAACGAGACUUUCUUCUCCAAGUGGACGCUCAAAGAGAUCACCUUCCAGCCCGCGGAUGCGGACCUCAGCGCCAAAGAGCAGAUCCGCAGCAUCGCCUCGCGCAUGGACGAGUCGAUGCACGCGAAGACCUACCAGGCGUGGUUAGGCUACUAUAAGAACCACUUGCGCGGCAUGGGAUGGGAUAACGAGCGUCUCGUCAGCGAGGGCAACCGUUUUGCUUUCGAGGGCUUGGGAGCCCCGGAGGUACCGCCGCUGCAGAAGAGCACGGUGGGCAAGAUGGGCCUCAGGGGAGUCAAAGGCCUGGUCGUGGUUCCAGAUGCGCCGCGAGUACAUCGCGGCGGUGGUGGGGGUGGAGAGGGCAGGAAUGCGGGGGCUGGUGGAAGAGGGGGGCGCGGGGGUGCACGUGGUGGCCGGGGCGGGAGGUAGAUGCUUGUAUGAAUGAAACUUGGCAGGGUCUUGGUCUUUCUUCUAUAGAGAGAGAGGAUAAAGACAUGACAUGGCAUGGCAUGGCAAAAUUCCCGGCGUCUGCGAAUUCAGGAGAAAGAAAAAAGAACAAGAAAAUUCCCUUUUGGCUUGCUUGGAUAGAGAUACCCAUAGCGUAGGCGCUCAUAGAGGUUGGGUCGUUCUGGUCAAUAAAAUAGAGAUAGAUAGAUAGAUAAGCUGUAACAAUAAAUACAUUCCAUCA
Messenger RNA from Amorphotheca resinae ATCC 22711, 2100 nucleotides. RefSeq lists its product as hypothetical. Gene Ontology annotation, cellular component: mitochondrion. The coding region runs from base 147 to 1841 and encodes 564 amino acids. The record is from RefSeq and is a predicted model, not a curated record. NCBI's taxonomy places the organism in Eukaryota, Fungi, Ascomycota, Leotiomycetes, Helotiales, Amorphothecaceae. The transcript has a single exon. Gene Ontology annotation, molecular function: nucleic acid binding; ATP binding.